AUGUCGCCGCCUCAACAGCAGCAGCGCUCGGUGGCCGAGUUACUGGAACAUUUACACCUGGAAAGCAGUCAGCCGCCUGACGAGCGCUUCGCAUGGCUGCACCGGCACUCGCAGCACACGCAGCACCCGUUGGUGCAGUUCGAGUUCAGCAAGACGCACCUCACGCUUCGCAUUGUGCCCAAGAGGCUCCGAAGGACAGGGGAUCGAGGUCGCAAGUCGGCCAGCCACGAGAAGGCGCCGUCGACAGGAAGCAGCAGCAGCAGCUCCGAGGAGGGGGAGAAGCCAAGGGACCCGAUCUUCAUGAAGCUCCAGUGGGACGAAGUCCUAGGCGCUCACCUGCAGAUGGCGUGUGGACAGCCGCUGUGUCGACGGUCCAUCGUCCCGCGCCGAGUCUACAUGCUGGCGCUCUACGCGUGUCCUUCGGAGGGAUUGAUGACCAACGGAAGUCAACAACACCACCACCACCUGCACCACCACAAGGACGAUCUCCCCACUAAGCGUCGGCUGCGAGAAUGGACUUUCAGAUUCUACGGCGACGAGAUCGAGCGCGUUACUCAACUGCACCACGCCUUGAACAAGUGGGCCGACCCGCGCCGCGAUUCUCUCGAGGAAAUUCACACUCAAGCUCUCUUCAAGCCGGACGAGGCCAUCUCAGGCCCACAGCGGAAAUUCCGCGUGCUCAUUGACCCCAGUGAAGGAGCAGGGUGGAGUCUGCGCAAGUACGAGCAGUUCGUGGCGCCCAUGUUCCGCGUCGCCAACAUCGAGACGACUCUGGAAAUCACGGCUGAUGUUGAGCGCAUCCGCGAGAUCGCCAAACAGCUCCCACUCAACCACUUCGAGUGUGUCGCGGUAGCAGGUGGCGACAAUUAUCUGCAUGAGUUUAUCCAAGGACUCAUGGCUCGACCUGACUGGAAGCAAGCCAUUCGGCAGCCGUUGGGUAUUCUACCGAUCGACAGUGGCUCAGCAAACGGGCUUGCUGCCUCUGUCGCCCACCACGGCCACGAAAACUUGGACUUGGUGAAUUCAGCCUUCACUUUAGUCAAGGGCCGACCACAAGACCUUGACAUCACUUCC
Phytophthora sojae is the source of this 1074-nucleotide messenger RNA. RefSeq lists its product as hypothetical. The record is from RefSeq and is a predicted model, not a curated record. The transcript has 2 exons. The annotation marks the transcript as partial. Gene Ontology annotation, biological process: protein insertion into mitochondrial inner membrane. Gene Ontology annotation, molecular function: kinase activity. NCBI's taxonomy places the organism in Eukaryota, Oomycota, Peronosporomycetes, Peronosporales, Peronosporaceae. Gene Ontology annotation, cellular component: TIM22 mitochondrial import inner membrane insertion complex.